Messenger RNA from Setaria italica (foxtail millet), 1667 nucleotides. RefSeq names its product neo-calmodulin. The coding region runs from base 383 to 925 and encodes 180 amino acids. The transcript has 3 exons. NCBI's taxonomy places the organism in Eukaryota, Viridiplantae, Streptophyta, Magnoliopsida, Poales, Poaceae. Gene Ontology annotation, molecular function: calcium ion binding; enzyme regulator activity. The record is from RefSeq and is a predicted model, not a curated record.
AAUUUCACGAGCAGUUUACUUUGAUCCUUCCUGAAGCGUUGAUCAGCUUUCAUGUCAUCUAGACUUCCCACUCCUUGCUGCUAAAGUCUAGAAGAAACGCGUACUUAUAUGUACUAUCUGUGGUAAAAAAAAAAUGUGUUUUUUUCGCAUGACUUUUGAGGUGCAAUUUCGACCACUCAUUUCUAUAAAAAUCAGCACGAACAACCGAGGACGAACUCGGGGGCGGGGGGUAAUAAUUCACCUUUUGCCGUCCCGCGAUUAACCACAAAUCAGUCUGCAUCCAUCCAUCGUUGCUUGUCGUCCAUCCAUCGUGUGGUGCCUCCAACGGAAUUAAGAGAUCAAAAAAUCAGCAGCCGAUUGAAUCGAUCGAUCGACGAAGAGAAUGGACGAGGUGGAGCAGCAGCUGUCCAAGCAGCAGAUCGAGGAGUUCCGGGAGGCCUUCAGCCUCUUCGACAAAGAUGGCGACGGGACGAUCACGAGCAAGGAGCUUGGCACGGUGAUGCGCUCGCUGGGGCAGAGCCCGUCCGAGGAGGAGCUGCAGGAGAUGGUGAAGGAGGUGGACGCCGACGGCAGCGGCGCCAUCGAUUUCCAGGAGUUCCUGACCCUCCUGGCGCGCCAGAUGCGGGAGGCCAACGGCGCCGACGAGGAGGAGCUUCGCGAGGCCUUCCGCGUCUUCGACCAGGACCAGAACGGCUUCAUCUCCCGCGACGAGCUCCGCCACGUCCUCCAGAACCUCGGCGAGCGCCUCUCCGACGACGAGCUCGCCGAGAUGCUCCGCGAGGCCGACGUCGACGGCGACGGCCAGAUCAACUACACCGAGUUCGCCAAGGUCAUGCUGGCCAAGCGAAGGAACCAGGAGUUGGAAGGCCAUGGGAGCGACUUAUCUCACUCCAAGAGUUUCUGUCCCUCAUGUACAAUCCUCUGAAACCCACUCUGCCACCUUCGUUUCUAGCUGACAGCUGAGAGAAAUGUAACAACAUUCACUGUGUAAAUGGGGGGAAAUUGAAACGGCAACCAAUAUGAGUUCUCAAUUAACUCGCCAGGUUUUCUCAAACGAUGAAAAACCUGCUUAAGCUCUUCUGUUCAGUACUAGAAAAUGGGGCAACAUAGCAAGAGCAAGAGUGCAAGACCAUACCUCAUUUCCAGAUUCUGCGCAUAGUGUUUCAACAUGAUACAUUGGCAUACAUGGAUUUACAAAGCUCACAUACUCACAAAAUCUACUGAAUGAGCUUCACUCCAGCUACAGCCUACAGCAAGCAGUGUGGCCUCUGAAAAUGCAGCAUUUUACAACAAUGGUAGAGGACUAGCACAAUUUGCCAGGCCCCCCACCGGUACUUAUAGAAUGAAGUGAACAGAUUUGCUGAUCCGGACUACUUAAAUGGAAUUUCUUGGAAGAAUGGGACUCAAAUAGUUUGCCACCCUUCCUCUCCUGAGGUUCCGCUAAGCAGAAGGUUGAAUUUGCAGAUCCUUGGAUUUCCAGACAACGUCCUUUAAGGUCUUGGAAAGGUUUUUGUAGAAUAGUAGCAAAUUGCAGUUUAUACAUAUAAGUAACUAUAUGUUGUUGAAGAACCAAAUAUAAAUUACGAAUCUCUGUAACUUAGCGCAUCCAAUUUAUUGGUGAUUGAAGAAUCCUAUGAAUAGAAAUCAGCUUCUGAAUCAUAGUUCAC